Molecule: messenger RNA, 1923 nt
Organism: Gamsiella multidivaricata
Lineage: Eukaryota; Fungi; Mortierellomycota; Mortierellomycetes; Mortierellales; Mortierellaceae
Exons: 1
Coding region: 163-1848 (561 amino acids)
Biological process (GO): SCF-dependent proteasomal ubiquitin-dependent protein catabolic process
Cellular component (GO): SCF ubiquitin ligase complex
Molecular function (GO): protein binding
Source: RefSeq, a predicted model, not a curated record
CACCGCUCCCCCUAGGUUACCUCGUUGCCAUUGACGUUGAAUCCCUUCAUUGCUCCCAACAAUUGCUCGAUAUGCUCGACUAGGUCAAUCACUAUCGGAUGUCAAUAUCUCACUUCCCUCUGCUUUACUGAAAUCCCAUAUUGAACACGUAUCAUCAACAACAUGCCGGAAAUAUACAACGGCCAAGACGGCUCCAGUAUGGUCGCCACCAUCACAGCCCCCAUCCAUGAAGAUAAAGAAGACUUAUACGAUACCCUACCACCCGAGAUCCUCGACCAGAUCCUUCUGCAUCUCGACCACGCUUCUCUCUUCUGUUGCAUGACGCUCUCUAGGCGCUGGUCCCAGUGCGUCAUCCCGCAUCUGUGGCAUUCGCCCUAUAUGACGUACUACGUCUCCUGGAUGAAGCUCCUCAAGACUGUGAUCAGCACCAAUCCUAGCGCCUCUAACGCCUGUGCCACCGUCAAGAGCCCGAAAACCAACCCUACGAAUGGACAAGAAAAAUGUCGAAAGGGCAGCCUUGAUUCUUCGCCGGAAAGGACGGCGUCUCCGCCACGUGCACCACAACAACAAAUGAAUACGGAACGGCUUAGCCAGGAUCCGUAUGGACGCAUGGCAGGGUCGCCAGAAAUGUUAGCGGCCAGGGGAGGGACGUUUGUGCGCGGAUUCUCAGUCCAGGAGGAGGGCUCAUCGGAUACGGCAAAUGGAGGUGAUGGAGACGGUGGUGGUGAGGAUGAUCCAUCGGGGUUGUUGAGGUUGGCCGAGAGUCAGCGACAACAGCGGGUGCAAAUCGGUUGGGGCGGGAACUGCACGAGCGAACACCAGGUCUCGCCGAUGACGACAGCAACGGCGGAUGGAGCAAAAGGAUUGAGAAUAGCGCGUGCCAAUGUGGAAUCGACGACAACUAUGUCCACAGUCAACAACACCCAUAUCCACACCCACACCAGCAUCAACAGCAAGGACAGCAACUCCCCAUCUUCGACUCUCACAAAGCCAAUAGCAUCGAUACCUAAACCUACGCCCUUCGCCCACCCCGCUUACGGCUCUCUGAUCCGCGUGCUCGACUUCUCCCACCUCUACUACAUCAUCUCCGACCAAUUCCUGACCCAUCUUUUCCCACAGAUCCCCCUCCUUCAAAGCCUCCUUAUCACUGCGCCCAAGCAAUUCUCCGACACAUCCCUACACAUCCUCGCGACUUCCUGCCCAAACCUCCGCCGUCUCGAACUCGUCGGAUGCACACGCAUCUCUGACGCAGGACUCGCCCCGAUUUAUGAGCAAUGCCAAAAGAUCCACGUCCUCAAUCUCUCGAAUAGCCGGUCUUCGUCUUUUUCUGCAGGACUUGGUGGGAUCACGGGCGAGACCUUCACCCGUCUCGCCGCCGCAGGACUUCCCCUCCACAUCUUGAGCCUUGCCAAUGUCAAUGCCUCGAUCACGGACCAGAACCCUGGGCUCUUGAGUAUCGCCCUCGAGUGCAAAUCUCUCACGUCUCUCAACAUCGCGCACUGCUCUGCCUUUGUCACGGAUGACUUACUCUGCAGCCUUAACGCCUCAGGUCUACAGACCUUGAAUGUUGCCUGUUGCAGCAAGAUCACGGACCGCGGUAUCGAGGCCCUGGCAAGACGAUGUCCUGAUCUGAGGGAACUCGAUAUCACAGGUCUGGAGAAUGUGACGGAUAAGGGGAUGAUGGAGAUCGGGAGGAGGUGUUCGAGGUUCUGGAGGUUGGUGAUGGAUGAGGAGGACUUUCAGGAGGGCAGGAUGUCGGAGGAGGUCUUAAGAGGCUUUGCCUGGGGCCUCGAGGCGGUGCGGAAGAGGAGACCGAUGAUGGAACGGAGAAACUCCAGGAUCUUUUGAGUACGACAUAGUGAGGUAGAUCGAGGAGACAUGGCAAUGUAUAUGUAUGUUUAGAUAUACGAAUUGUACGACGCG